Molecule: messenger RNA, 2528 nt
Organism: Daldinia loculata
Lineage: Eukaryota; Fungi; Ascomycota; Sordariomycetes; Xylariales; Hypoxylaceae
Product: P-loop containing nucleoside triphosphate hydrolase protein
Exons: 7
Coding region: 126-2282 (718 amino acids)
Molecular function (GO): ATP binding; ATP hydrolysis activity
Source: RefSeq, a predicted model, not a curated record
CAUAAGCAUAAAUUGCAAGUAACUAAGGUCUUUUCUAUUUACCUAUGUCCAUGACAACAAGGAUACCCUCUCAAUUCCUUCUCAUACACCAGAAAAUAUCUAAUUAAGAGAGUAUUACUACAUACAUGGAGGCCAAUAAUCAAAGGCAAGCCACUUCUGCGGAUAACAAUUCCAGGGGUCCUUGGAUUAGAUACCGUGUGGAGUACCGAAACCGAGACACGAAUGAAUUAAUCAGUCAUCAUGAUACAGAAACUCCCGAUUUAGACACUGAUAAUAGUGGUCUCGACAAUCUGGCUUUUGCUGUAGUAACUACAUUCAAGGUAGCACCGCCAUCUCAAGUAGUAUCAUCAACGCAGCUGGUUCCUACCACAAACCGCGAAACUCAGUCAUCCCGGUCAUCUCUCCCAAGCUACUCUCUACAUCUAUACUCUCCGGCUAUCGUCAAUGCUCUACAGACAGUAGUCCAAUACUACCCAUCUCAAGAUCUAACGGGUACUGUUGAAAUAGAGUGGCCCUACCCAAUCUUGGUUCAUCAUUACGACGAGCUCGAAAAGUUUCGUCAAAACGUUGCUCUCAAGGAUGAUUCUGAACUCUGUGUUCGAGAGAGACACGCGUAUGAGCACAUACGGUUACUCCUUGAUUUUCUUGACCAGAACAUCAUGGGGGAAGUAAAAGCUGAAAAGGAACGAAAUAGAAAAGGAUUCUACACGUACGAGCUCGCCUGGGUAAGCCUGAAACCUGGCAGCACGGUUAUGUUGCAGCCGCUUAUAAGUUCCGACAAAUUGGCGCCAGUGAUACAUUCCAUUAAGGGUGGCAUAUUUGAUACCCCUCGAACUUCCUGGUCAAUUCAAUAUUGGUAUAUGCAGUACGAUGGCUACUACCUGGGGAGGACUAUGGAAUUUGCGUCUAUGGGAAUCUUUGACGGGCAACGUGAGUUGAGAAACAUAGAGGUCGACAAUCUUACUGGAAAAGAUCUCCCUACUGAAGUUGCAAAUCAGUUAAACUAUGGCAAGGCUUAUUGGAAUUUAUUAAGGAAGCAGUGCAGACGUUACAAAGGGAAGACUGAAGCUUUUCCGUAUAACGAAGUUGAUGGUCUAGUGAUGACCGAUCUUAGAAGCUACUAUGCGGAUCAGGGAAGCAAAGUCGACUUGAUGGACACUUCCGACUGUCGCAACUGGAUCUCGGAUUGUAAAUGUCUAGUUUGCAAGAGUGUAAAUACGAAGAAGGAGAGGAAGAUGAUAUCUCUCUUCGAGGAUUACAGCCUCAUCGGGAUCGAAACAACAGACACGCUUACACCCCAUAUGUAUUUUCUUUGCAGCUACGAUAUAAUGGCAUUUGUCUUUAGGACUCGUAGAUGGGAAUGCUUACACGUGCGCUACUUCUCCGAGCCGCAAUUCGACGAGGAAUUGAUCGACCAUCUUGUCAUGGAGCGACAUAGGAAACAAACAUUGAAGUCAUUAGCAAAAAGCUUUGCUCGCGUAAAUCAGUACGGAGAUGCCAUGACUCGAGAUCCGUGGACAGCGGACUUCGUAGAAGGUAAAGGACACGGCCUCAUUUUCUUACUACAUGGUCGACCAGGGGUAGGCAAGACAUGUACUGCUGAGUGUAUUGCAGCCUUCACAAAACGCCCGUUAAUGGUCUUGACAUCCAGCGACAUAGGCACCGACCCAGCAACCGUUGAGGUCAACCUGACAAAACAUUUUAAGACAGCGAGAAGCUGGGGCGCUAUACUUCUGAUUGACGAAGCCGACGUUUUCAUGGAACGCCGCUCAACAGCUGAUCUUGUUCGGAACAGUUUAGUUGCAGGCUUCCUUCGAGCGCUCGAGUUCUACGACGGCAUACUAUUCCUCACUACGAAUAGGGUUGGCUCAUUCGAUGAUGCCUUCAUCUCGCGUGUACAUCUGCAACUGUACUAUCCUGACUUCGACGAUGAUCAGAGACGACAGAUCUGGCAGACGUUCAUAGACAAACUCGCCAAAGAACGAGGCGACUAUAUGCGGCUCAACGUCGAUGCGAAAGACUAUAUCAGGGGUGCCGAAAUGCGGGCCCUCAAGUGGAAUGGGCGAGAAAUCAGAAACGCGUUCCAAACCGCCGUAUCACUAGCAGAGUAUGAUGCCGAGAAAGGUGAGGAUGGGAAAAUUAUGAUCACAGACGAGCACCUCAGAGCAGUUGUUGAACUCUCCAAGGAUUUCAAGAAUUAUCUCAAUGAGCUCCACAAAGGAGACGAAGGAAAGCGGGCAGAGCGUAAAUAUGAGCGUUUGGAUUCGUACGAUAAAAGCUAGUUCCUAACCUAGGAGCUAACUUGUUUGAUGUUCGCAGAUUUUACUGAAUCAUGAAAUCAAAAUAUUUUUAUUUCAUAUGCUAUCUAGAUUCCUCGCCCUUCUCCACAUAAAAGGGGCAUACUCCUGAUGUUCUAAGAUCUCUAUGGUUGGAUGUGAGUGUGAGGCUAUAUAUUUCUCAUACAACUAGAUAAUUAUAUCUAAAUGAGAGAGCAGUAUAGGAAAUCAUAUUUAUCGGAGUGGUGAAAG